UUGGUUUCUCUCUCUUCUCUCUCUCUCAUGCUACAUGGACAAGACUCUAGAGACUCCAGUGUAUAGAGUGUGCUUCUAAACAUAGACCCUAGAGAGAGAAAACUAGAUAGAGUAAGCAAAAACCAAAGAGCUACUAGUCUUAAUUUAUGUCUCAAAAAAUAUAGUCUAGCUACAGAGAUUAUCAUCACCUGUUAUAUGCACUGUAGCACCACCAUAACUUAGCCAAAUUUCCUAGGAAAAGAAACCCCAUCUCAAUCUCAUAGAUUCAAAGAAAAAAGCCCAUCUCUGCUGAUAAAGUUUGUUUCUCCGGUAGAAAAAAUGGAGGACAAUGGUAUGGUUCAUGGGAAUCUUGAUCCUAGAGCCCAAGAAUUCAUACCAAGAUAUCCUUUUCACCAACCCCCUAACAAUUCUUUACCUUUGCUCCCUAAUCAAUUUUAUUAUCCUGCUUAUCCAUGUCCACCUCAGUUGCCGCCGCCGUUGCCGCCGUCGUUACCGCCAUACGGUGAUGAUGUUGGAUACCAUCAAGUUACACACACGGCGUACGUUAGCUCAAACCCACCUAUGCCUACGCCUUUUUUGCCACCUCCAAGUUCAAUGGCUACAAGAACUUUGUUGUUAAGUAUGGUUCCAGUUGAAGUGAGUGAGUCUAUAGUGAGAAGGGAUUUGGAAGUUUUUGGAGAUGUUCGAGCAGUGCAAAUGGGAAGGUUAAGAGAAGGGAUUGUAACGGUUCAUUUUUAUGAUUUGAGGCACGCGCGAGCAGCGUUGAUAGAGAUUCAAGAACAGAACAUGCAACAGCAGUGUCGUUUAAGGAGGCAUUAUGAGGAGUCUAUUUAUUCUACUACUAUGGGUGGUUUAAUUCUUCCCCCUCUUCCAUUUCCACUUCCUCCCCCGGCGCGUGGGCUUAUUGCUGGAAGAGCUGUUUGGGCUCAGUUUACUUUCCCUCUGACUUCUAGUCUUCCUGAUGGGAAUAACCAAGGGACACUUGUGAUUUUCAAUUUGGACUCUCAUACUUCUUCUACUUAUCUUAGAGAUAUUUUUCAAGCUUUUGGGAAUGUGAAGGAAUUGAGAGAGACACCAAUGAAGAGGCAUCAAAGGUUUGUGGAGUUUUAUGAUGUAAGAGAUGCAGCAAGGGCUUUAACGGAGAUGAAUGGAAAAGAGAUAGAUGGGAAGCAAUUGUUGAUUGAAUUCAGUAGGCCAGGUGGAAAUAGCAGAAGAUUUUCAAGACCUAAUUAUUCAUCACCUAAAUUCAGUCGUAAUUCAAUCAACAACAAUUAUUCUCCUCCACAAAAAUCUCAAAGGGUGUACACUUCACAUUCCCAGAAAUCAAAUUAUGGAAACCCUAGUGGAAGUGAGAGUUCAGGUAGUGGGUCUGUUCAAGAUUCAUUGGCAUCUUUGUGUAUAUCAAAUAAUGGUAGGCCUGGGAAAAUCAAGAAUGCCAAAACAUGUACUAAAACUAUUAGUCCAAGCAGUAGCAGUGUUACAACUUCUUCGUCGAAGCAGAUUUUACUACAAGUUAAGAGCAAUAAACCAUGGAAACAGGCCAGAGAUUAUGAUCCUCGUUUCCUAAUUAACGAAGAUGCCAUUAUGGAAUCAAAUUGCAGUGAUACCAGAACUACUGUCAUGAUUAAAAACAUACCCAACAAGUACAGUCAGAAGCUGCUGCUGAACAUGCUGGACAACCACUGCAUUCACUAUAACGAGCAGAUUGCCGACGGCGAUGAUCAGCAGCAGCCAAAAUCCUCCUACGAUUUCGUUUAUCUUCCCAUUGAUUUCAUUAACAAGUGCAACGUGGGAUAUGGAUUCGUGAACAUGACUUCACCACAGGCAACUUUGAGACUCUACAAAGCUUUUCACCAUCAAAGUUGGGAGGUCUUCAACUCUAGAAAAAUCUGCCAAGUUACUUAUGCUAGAUUACAAGGAAUAGAAGCACUAAAAGAACAUUUCAAGAACUCAAAGUUCCCAUGUGAAGCAGAGGAAUACAUGCCAGUAAUAUUCUCACCACCUCGAGAUGGCAAGUUAUUAACAGAAGCUGUUCCUAUAGUGGGUCGAGGAAUGAACCCUCCUCCAUUACUCCUUUCUGCCGUCACUUCCUAUAAGGAACAAGAAGAAGAAGAGGAGUCUGAUUCGGUAGAACAACUACUAGUGGAAGAAGUUGGUAGGCUAGUAGAUGAUAAUGAAAAUGGCUAUAUGGACAGAACUAAUGAUGACAAAGAAGCAAGAAACGGCGGCGUUGGUGUUGGUGUUGGUGUUGGUGAAGAAGAUUACGAUGACGACAACAACAAUGAUUCAAGAUCAUUUGCUGCUUCCAUCUGCAUGUAAAGAUUUUAUACUUGUCUUGUUGACAUUUACAAAAUCCUAUGAAGAAAAAGAAAAGAUUUCAUUUCAUGUUUCAUGUGGAAGGGGAAAAUUAAAAAAUCGACCACUCCCCAUGGCUGAAAACUGGCACAAAGGAAACAGCUUGCUACCACCCAAUGGGUUUGCGUGUAAAUCUCUCUUUUUCUACUCAAAAAAGCACUCUUCUGAUCUCUCUACCUCGAUCAAGGGAAAAGAACCCAACCCUUUCAGUCAUACUCCUCUCACAUACUUGUGUAGUGUAGUUUUAAGUUUAGCAUUUUACUAUUCUCUCUCUCUGUUGGAUGGAUAAUUUCUUUGUCUUUGCAACAUUGGUCUGUUUUCGUUGUAAAAAUCUUUUGCAUUCAAAGCAAGAAUUCCAUCUUUUUCGUUUUCACUUUUCCCAGGGUUGUGCAUGUUUUGUUUUCCUUUAUUAAUCAAUUACUCCAUGGAGACCGAGUGUAGUAUGGUUCAAGUUAAUAUGUUAUGAUAAGU
This is a messenger RNA of Nicotiana tabacum (common tobacco), 2826 nucleotides long. RefSeq names its product protein terminal ear1 homolog. Gene Ontology annotation, molecular function: RNA binding. The record is from RefSeq and is a predicted model, not a curated record. NCBI's taxonomy places the organism in Eukaryota, Viridiplantae, Streptophyta, Magnoliopsida, Solanales, Solanaceae.